Messenger RNA from Pangasianodon hypophthalmus (striped catfish), 1096 nucleotides. It is a transcript of the gene nsmce2, whose product is annotated as NSE2 (MMS21) homolog, SMC5-SMC6 complex SUMO ligase. The coding region runs from base 194 to 889 and encodes 231 amino acids. The record is from RefSeq and is a predicted model, not a curated record. Gene Ontology annotation, cellular component: Smc5-Smc6 complex; nucleus. Gene Ontology annotation, biological process: protein sumoylation; double-strand break repair via homologous recombination. NCBI's taxonomy places the organism in Eukaryota, Metazoa, Chordata, Actinopteri, Siluriformes, Pangasiidae. The transcript has 7 exons. Gene Ontology annotation, molecular function: zinc ion binding; SUMO ligase activity.
UGGAACUUAUGAAAGAACGCUUCCGGCCACAGCACGAGAUGUGCGGGACUGAUCAAGCCCAGUUUCCCCACCAGCGGCACAGCGACUGAAGCGGCGAACCAGUAGCGCGUGAUGAACGGGAUGCUUCUGAACCAGUCCCCGAGGUCUGACAUCUCUCCACAGGACACAGAGCCCGACAGCAGUUUACAGAGAGAUGUCCCUGAAUUCCAUUCAGCCCCAGCUGUCCUCUCUGAAGACGUGUCAGAGCGAUAUCAGCACAGGAAUGGACAUCGUGUCAGAAGUCGCCCUGGAUCUGGUCGAAGCCCAAGCUACUGAUGACAGUCCAGGUCUGAAGAAACUGGAGCAGAUGAUGUUGGAAUGUGCCAAACUGGACAGAGAGAUCAACUGCUUUGUGGAAUCUGUUGAACAGAUGAUUGCUCAGGUGAGACAUGAGCCUCCACACGCCAUGUUCAAGCUGAAAGACUCUGUAAAGGAGCGAUUCACUGAGCUCACGGCUGCAGUCUCGGAUGCUGACAUUGAAAGACACUGUAAAGUGGUAGCCUUCAGAGACAGCAUCAGGAAAUCUCUGCAACAAGCAAAUCAAAUGGCAUGUGGCAGUGUGGAAGAGGAGCUGGAUGAAGACAUUGCUGUAACACAGAGCCAGACGAACUUCACAUGCCCUCUUACCCAGGUUGAAAUGGUCAAUCCAGUGAAAAACAAGAAGUGCCAGCAUUACUAUGAUAAAGAAGCCAUUCUGUCCCUCAUUAAGACAAAGCAAAACAAUAAGAAGAAAUGUCGCUGUCCUGUGGUUGGCUGUGGAAACACUGAUGUCAAGCCAUCGGAUUUGGAAUUAGACCUGGUUAUGAGAAGAAUGAUACAGAACCAUAAAAGACAGAGUGGAAAGAGCUGAGUUGGACUCAUGGACUCAGGCAUGCAUAUUUUUAUAUAUAUAUAUAUAUAUAAGAGAGAGAGAGAAUAUAAGAGAGAGAGAGAGAGAGAGAGUUUUGAUAUUACUUCACUCAUUGAGCAAAUGCAAAAAAUGUAAAUUAAAUUCUCUUGGAUCAUAAAAUGUGUGUCUUGUUAGCUUUUCUAAAAAUAAAACAAAUUAAAUGUUAAA